UGUGCCACCCCCAUCUCCCCAUCCCCGCAGCGCUUCCAGGAGGUGGAAGAAGCCCACCUGCGCCACAUGAAGGGCCUCAUCGGCUCCUAUUCGCACUCAGUGGAGGACACCCACGUGCAGAUCGGGCAGGUUCACGAGGAGUUCAAGCAGAACGUGGAGAACAUCGGCACCGAAACGCUGCUGCGGAGGUUUGCAGAGAGCAAAGGGACGGGGAGGGAGCGCCCAGGCGCGCUGGAUUUUGAGGAGUACCGCCUGGCCCCAGCGCAGGAAGGGCACAAGAGGAGCCGCAGCAAAGCCUUCCGCAUCCCUGGGCUGAGCCGCAAGGAGAGAGAGCGCGAAGCUGGGGAAUCCCCGGACACCGAUGUGGCUUGCCCCGAGGUGGAUGAGGACGGGUUCAGCGUGCGCCCAGACGUUGCUCACACGGAGGCAGAGCACCACAGCUGCUCCUCCAGCGACUCGGACUACGACGAGGAUGAGCCCCGCAGGUUCCACGUGCACAUCAAACCCGUGCAGCCCCGCGAGGGGGGGGGCAGCGCCGGGGCCACCGUGGAGCAGCUGAGGGCCACCGUGGGAACCUUCAUCCUGCCGCCCGGCGUGGGGGGCACCGUCAGACGGCAGUCGUCACGGCACACAGCGGCUCUGUCCGCAGCCCCGAGCGCCGCCGACCCUGGGGGGCCUCAGGUGCCAGGUGAGGCCGUGCUGGGGUCCCGCCGUCCUGGGGGUCCCGGUGUCCCCUCUCCCUCCAUGUCCCCAAUCACAUUUCUCAUUGCAGGUGACAGCGUGGGGAGGGGACACGCGGUGACACAGGCAAGCAGCUGCCCUGGGAAGGCUCCGGUGGACGCGGUGCCCCCCAUGGAGGCGGUGCCCCCCGCAGCGCUCUUCGGGCCCCCCCUGGAAUCAGCUUUUGAGGCGGAGGAUUUCCCGGCGCCCCGUUCCUACGUCCUGACCUCCUCCUCCUCGCCCUUCUCCUCUUCUUCCCCGGAAAACGUGGAGGAUUCGGGUUUGGAUUCCCCCUCGCACCCUGCGCCCGUCCCCUCACCGGACUCGAGGCCGUGGACUCCGUCAGCACCUCAGAGCCCCCUCCCCAAGCGGGGGGCACUGCCGGACCCCUCCCCGGCACCAUCCUCAGCCUGGGCCCCCCCACGACCCCGCAGCCCUGGGGGUCGCCUGCCUGAGCUGCCCGGCUUUGCCGUGUUCCCCGGGGCUGAGGGGCUCUGGGAGGAGGGGGAUGUGGGGGGUGCGGCGUCCCGAGGACGCCCCCGUGGCCCCGGCCCCCCCCCUCAGCCCCCCUCGCCCGACCCUUUUGGGGAGCCCUGGGUCCGGCCCCGCAGUCCUCCUGGGGAGCGACACCCCCAGCCUCGACCUUCCUCCAACUCGGCCUCAUCCUCCUCCUCCUCCCCGGCCCCCCCAAGCGGGGGGGAGUCCUCCAGCCCCUCCCCAUGGACGUGCCCAGGGCUGGGGAUGAGGACGUCUGAGGGUGGCACUGCGACGGCCCCCCCUGAAUUGGCCGCCCGCCCCCCCGCCGCCGCCCCCCGCGAGGUCCCACUGGUGGCCCCCCCUCGCCGCUCCCGGACGAAGCGCCCGACAGCCGGCCCAGCUGCAGGCAGCAACAGUGACCUGUCGCGCUCGCUCAGCCCCCCGCCCUCCUGGAGCUGCCCCUCGCAUUCAGCCCCCGCCAGCCUGGGGGAGCGCGGCUUUUUCUCCGUGUGCCCACCGCCCCUCGGGCUGUCGCGGGGUCCCAGCCCCGUGGUGCUGGGCUCGCAGGACGCGCUGCCCGUGGCCACCGCCUUCACCGAAUACGUGCAUGCCUACUUCAAGGGGCGAGAUGCCGACAGCUGCUUGGUGAAGGUGACAGGGGAGCUCACCAUGUCCUUCCCCGCCGGCAUCGUGCGCGUCUUCAGCGGCAGCUUGGCUCCCCCCGUGCUCAGCUUCCGUCUGCUCAACGCCGGUGCCAUCGAGCAAUUCCUGCCCAACGCCGAGCUGCUCUACAGUGACCCUUCCCAGAGCGACCCCAGCACCAGGGACUUCUGGCUGAACAUGGCUGCGCUGACGGGGCAGCUGCAGAAACAAGCAGAGCAGAGCCCAUCUGCCUCCUACUACAACGUGGCUCUGCUCAAGUACCAGUUUUCCCGGCUGGGUCCCAGCUCAGCCCCACUGCGGCUGUGUGUGCGCUGGGACUGCGCGCCCGGAGCCACGCGGGUCAGUGUGGAGUACGGCUACAACGCGGGGGCGCUCGCCCUGCCUGUGCCCCUCGCCAACGUCCACGUGCUGCUGCCCCUGGAUGAACCCGUCACCAACGUGCGGCUGCAGCCCAAGGCCAGCUGGAACCUGGAGGAGAAGAGGUUGCUCUGGAAGCUGCUGGAUGUCCCCAGCGCGCCAGGGCAGGGAGGCUGCGGGCGGCUCUCAGCCAGCUGGCAGCCGCUUUGUGGGCCCAGCAAGCCCAGCCCGGUGGCAGCACAGUUCAGCAGUGAGGGCAGCACGCUGUCGGGCGUCGAGGUGGAGCUGGCAGGCGCUGGGUACCGCAUGUCGCUGGUCAAGAAGAGGUUCGCCACGGGGAUCUACCUGGCGGGGUCCUGAGCUGCCUCUACUCGGACCCCCGGACCUCCCCUUGGUUGUGUGAGCUCAAAGCACUGGAUGGAGCCUGGUUGGAGGGGGUGCCUUCCUCCUCCUCCUCACUCCUCUUCCUCCCCCCCCCUCCCCUUCCUCCCCCUAGCCCU
Molecule: messenger RNA, 2717 nt
Organism: Lagopus leucura (white-tailed ptarmigan)
Lineage: Eukaryota; Metazoa; Chordata; Aves; Galliformes; Phasianidae
Gene: FCHO1
Product: FCH and mu domain containing endocytic adaptor 1
Biological process (GO): clathrin-dependent endocytosis; clathrin coat assembly
Cellular component (GO): clathrin-coated pit; cytoplasm; clathrin-coated vesicle
Source: RefSeq, a predicted model, not a curated record